CCACCAGCUGCCUUACAUAACCACGACCUUGUAUUUGUACACUAAGUAAUGCCUCUGACCUACAGUGACCUGAAUAACUGCCUCUGGCCUACAAAAUGUUUCUCAUCCAGCCUCCAAACCUCCAAAUCAUCAAACGUGUCUUUGCUUCCAGCAGCGAGCUCUACAGGGGCAUGUGAGAGCGUGUUUAAGGGUUUCUCUGACUGCUUGCUCAGCCUCGGAGAAAACAUGAUGAACUAUCCUCAGGAUCUGGACGACUUGGAAAACCUGCACACUGUCUGCUCAUACUGGAGCGAUUUCCUCUCCUGCACCUCUGCCGCCGUCGCCGAUUGCCAAGACGAAGCAGUGGAGCUUUGGGAAAGGCUCAAAAUCCCAGCCGGGAAUCUGAACUACAGGGGAAGUCUGUUUGAACUGUGCUCAAAGGAUAACGGAGGAGCAGGACUCGGUUUUGGGAUGGGACUCAUAGUCUGGGCCAUGACUCUCUCCAAACUGGUGAUGUGGCUGAUUGUGGAGUGAAAUGAUGAUGAGAUUCGUUUCGCGAUGACAAACGAGAUGAGAAGCGGAUCGUAAGACAAUGGAUGAUGAUGACAUCAUUCUUUAGCACUGUUAAACUCAAGCCAUAUAUGUCAAAAUUUCGAAAGCAUUUAAUAUGAAGCGAAGACGUUUUUAUUUUAAAAAAAAAAAAGCGUAUCAUAAAUCGUAAUCAUAAACAUCGAGAUGUCCUUUCGACGUGUUUCGCUUUCUGUGAUAUGAUUCGGGUUAGAAUUAGGAUAAGGGCUACGCAUUAUUAUAAAAAUACUCAGGAAGAAUUUUGCGUUUAAAUCUACCUUUUUAUACAAAGUUCAGUUGAUUUUGAUCGUCCCGAAGCGCUGAAUUCUUCAAUCUGAUUGGUUAGAAGGUGAUGAUUCUUUUUUUUUUUUUUUU
This is a messenger RNA of Hemibagrus wyckioides, 921 nucleotides long. It is a transcript of the gene nrn1b, whose product is annotated as neuritin 1b. Gene Ontology annotation, biological process: nervous system development; neuron projection extension. Lineage: Eukaryota; Metazoa; Chordata; Actinopteri; Siluriformes; Bagridae. The transcript has 3 exons. Gene Ontology annotation, cellular component: plasma membrane. The record is from RefSeq and is a predicted model, not a curated record. The coding region runs from base 49 to 513 and encodes 154 amino acids.